Molecule: messenger RNA, 3328 nt
Organism: Rhipicephalus microplus (southern cattle tick)
Lineage: Eukaryota; Metazoa; Arthropoda; Arachnida; Ixodida; Ixodidae
Product: zinc finger protein-like 1 homolog
Cellular component (GO): Golgi apparatus
Source: RefSeq, a predicted model, not a curated record
AACCGCACGGUGCCGCUCGUAGGAGCAAGUCGUGGCAAAUUGCGAGUUAUGACAGCGACCGUUUCCGGCCUUCCGCGAAUGUAGUUUCUGAAAAAGAUCGAACGAUUUGUAGCCGCGGUCUCCCGCGCGCCUUUCGUGAGUUUCUAGUCGAAAUUGGUCUCGGUGGAGCGGCCUUCAAAGCCGGCAAGAGGACGCCACCAUGGGUCUGUGCAAGUGCCCCAGAAAGAAAGUGACCAACCAGUUUUGCUACGAACACCGGGUGAAUGUGUGUGAACACUGCAUGGUAGCCCAGCACCCUACGUGCAUAGUCCAAAGCUACCUCCAGUGGCUCCAAGACAGUGAUUACGACCCCGUAUGCCAGAUCUGCCGCAAGGAGCUCGCCAACGGUACCUGCACCCGCCUACUGUGCUAUCAUGUAUUCCACUGGGCCUGCUUGGACGACCACUGCAAGCGGAUGCCUAAGACAACUGCGCCGGCUGGCUACGGCUGUCCUUCGUGUGGCUCGGCUAUCGUCCCAGCCAUCAACAUUGAGUCCCCAGUUGCAGACGCCCUGAACAUGCUGCUCAAGUCCGCAUCCUGGGCAAACGCCGGUCCUUCCAUACCAGAGAUCACACAGCAGAAACAGCCUUCCGGACCACAGGGUGACUUGCGUCAGGCCAAUGCGAGUCCGGUCAACUCGUUAGCCCAAUCUGCGCCUCCACCGUGGCGUGCGCAAAGCAGUGCACCCAACACCGCUUCGCCCUUGCAUACGGCGAUCGCUCCUGAAAACAGCGUCAACUAUGGCACUGCCACCAACAGCCACCUGACGUCGUCGCGGAAGGUAUUCACCGCGACCCAGGCCAACUUCGUCACAUCUGCACCGGACUAUGACGAGGACAAGUAUAAACGACGAUCCGGAUUUGAACUGCUAUCACGCUGGAUCAAGUCAAGAACAAUAAUGGCCGGCAGUCGUAGACGAGACCCGCACACGUUCCUCAAGCGCUGGGUCGUCCUCUCCAUCCUCAUCGUGCUCGGGCUCUUCACUGUCGUCUAUUUCCUCAUGCACUGGGGCCGCGCCGCCGCGGAGUCGGACCCACUGCUAGACCCUCGGCUCAAUCCGAACAUCAGAGUCAACGACGAGUCUCAAGACUUGCAGCCACGUUGAAGUGUCGACCAUCGCAUGGGUUUGCGUCUUUGCUGAAAAAUAAAGAGCUUGGGAAAUGAGGUAGCAUCGGUCUGUACAUUUGGACUGGCCAAUGCCACCUUAAGUGUGUAUAUAGUAAAGGGGUCUUGGUAAGCCUAUCUGCGGUGUCUUUUGGGCAGGUAGUUGACAGUGCUUUCAGCGAGCGUGUGUGUGCGGUCGGCGGGUUAAUAAAAUGCGAUAAUCUGAGCAUGGUUGCCUUAGGUGUCGAUUCUGGGCCAUCUACAGUGGGCACGCUGAACAACCAUUCACUCAAGUUGUAUUCAAGCCAGUGCUUCCAACGUUGCUGUGUCAUGGCUGUGAUGCAAGAUGUAUGCACCCUUUAUGUGGGGACACUUCUCGCCUUGCUUGUGAGGUGCGUUCUACCAGGCGAAAUAGCAGCAUGCGUGCAUCAUUCCAGUGUUGGCAGAAGAGAUCUACCAGUGGGAAGAUUCGGCUCCAAAGCAAAAAGAUAUUUUCUAAAACAUUGCUACGACGACUGACAUGCUUGGCAACAAUGCCAGCCUUUGCCGCAAGUUUUUUGCUUGCGGGAAAAUCUCUCCGAGUUUCCAGUUGUAGUUGCUAGCGCACCAUAGCCACAUUCGUUUGCUAAGAAAUCCAGAUGUCCCGAAAAGCGCUGAUUGCUAGGGCAACCCUUUUUUGUAUCGAAGCUGCAUUGUCCCACCGAUAGGUAUCCACUGCCUCAUUGGACCGAUCAAUGCACGUCGUCUCACGAGUGUCGUCACUGAAAGAGUGUAUAUUCUGUUAAAUGUCACAUAUUGUGUUGAAGCUUUUGUGCACACAUGUGUGCCGUGCCUUGUGGAGGAUGCAGCAAUUUUCUUUUUCAGUGAUAAGCUCUAAACCUACGUCAAAAUUUUUAUAAUUACUACAGCACUGUAGCAAUUAUGAACUGUUGCCAAUGAGCUCAAUUCCACUGUACUUGAAAACCUAAACUUUGUUGUCGGGUUUCGAGUCUUUUGCAGACAAGGUCGGUAUCCGAAAGCCAUCGCAAGAAAGAAGCAUGGUAUUUGAUGGCUUCUCAUAAUGAUUAAAAGCAGAUAACUAAACUAAUUAGUAUGGAUGUGUUAAACGACCCCACAGAAGAAUACAAACAAUCCUAAUGCAUUAACACUUGUCUUCGUGCAUUAUACAAUGUCUCUUAAUCUGGCAGAAUGUCAAAAUAAUAAAAGCGUAUUUUUGUAUUCUUUACAGUUCUAUGGAGGGCAACGCACAUGCUUCAUAUUCUGAAAAUUACACCUCCACGACAAAACAGUGUUUGUAAUGGGCUGCUUUAAAAGCAGUCUCUCAAUCGAUUACGUGAACGUCGAAGUGUUUGAUGGGGUGUGCAUUCACUUCACACUUGCCAAGAGGUGUAUACAGCUGGUCAACAAUAGUUGGUUUAAUAACAUACGUGAAUGUUGGUUCUGUUUUACAUCUGCAGUCAUGGAACUGCAACAUCAAAGCUCGGAAAUUGAGCGCAUUGAGCUGUCUGGCGAAUGUUGCAUACAGUUAACUUUUAUUGCCAAGUGCACUAUUUGCCAUCUUGCUGGAUGUUAAGAAAGCUAUGUGCUUUCACUGUGACCUAUUCUUUUGCUAAUCACGAGUUAGUGCGCUUCUUGGGUAUUUUUCAAGUGUGUAUAUACGAGAUGAAAAGUUUUUCAUGUACAUUUGAAAGGGUUAGGCUUAAAUAAAAAAAAAUAAAGGCUCUGUUAUUUAUUCAAGCACAACCACAAUGUCAGAGAAUAGAGAGAAAUAAAUCGAUUAAUAAGUACCCAAGAAUUAAGCAUUUACUUGCUGUCCUUUUCAUUUAUGAACAGGUCCUAGUGGUCAAUUAUGGACAAUUUUUUGGGAGUAUGCAAGUUCUGAUAGAAUACGCCAGUGGGAGUGUGGACGUAUUGAAUGUCCAGCAACGUGCUAGUUCUAGUUAUGAAAUGUUAAAUGCCCUGCACCACAAUAGUAAUGUAUCACGCCCUUCACUUUCGCGCGCUAAAAAAAGGAUAGAAAUCAUGAACACAUCUCCAUGCCAUUUCCGGCUCGAUUUGUACCCGUUCUGCCUACGGUGUGGUCAGUACUCUAGCCACCAUAUCAGUACAAGCAAUGUUCCCUUGUUCAUGUUAUCAGUGGUGGUGCUUUUUUUUGCCUACGCAUUUCAAUAAAUGAUUUUUCAGC